Molecule: messenger RNA, 1533 nt
Organism: Bactrocera latifrons
Lineage: Eukaryota; Metazoa; Arthropoda; Insecta; Diptera; Tephritidae
Exons: 1
Coding region: 227-1039 (270 amino acids)
Source: RefSeq, a predicted model, not a curated record
UGUAGAAGAAAGCUGUAGAAUAUUGUAUGAACAUGCAUGCAGGCAUAACAUUUAACUAAGAAAGGUGUAUAAAAUAAUUCAACGUGCCGAAAUUAAAACACGGAAAAUUAGACUAAUUAUUUAAGACGAAUGCAAUUGGAGGACAAGUCGCRGCUGCGACUAAAGUAAAGUAAAUAAUCAAAAGCAUAGGACAAAUUAUUUGCWAUUUUUUGCGUGGCGUGCGAGAAUGAGAAGGAACCACUUUGGCAUGCCGGACUCGAUAUCGCCCAAUACAGCUUCGCCGCCACGUUCAAGACAACGCAUGAGCAGCGGCAUCAUGCUCCAACGACUCACAGCCACUAUUGCAGGAACGAGACGCAACACUCACUACGAUAUGCCCGAAAACCCGAGAUUGAGAAAUAUUAUAAGACCCUGGGAAAACGAAACACCCUGGGAAACCGAAACACAAGGCAAUCCAUGGGYUUACAAGUGCGCGUCCGAUGAUGAAUCCAACAAUAAUAGCAGCGACUCGGAUGACCGAUAUGACAACGACGAGUUUACAGCCAUCUCCACGUUCAAUCGGAGAAUGCAAAAUGCAGAAAAYAAUUCGGGAUUAAAUGAACUCAAUGUGAUAACUGACGACGAUCAAUUACCACCACUGCACGGCUACAUGCAUAUAUCGCCACAAUCUGACGACGAAUACUCAGACGAGCCACCACAUAUGGCUGAAAAUGAAGAGAUGUUGAAGGAACGAUUCGGUUUUUGUCCCAUACCACAAGAUCUACUAUAUGACGAGGGUGUUUCAUUCAAUUACAAUGAUAAUGGUAACUACGAAAGUGAAUAUGGUGAUGAUAUCGUACAUGACUAUGCCGAUUAUAAUGUUAAUCCUUCGACAUCGAAGCGUGCACUCGAGAAACUGUUUAUUUUACAAACCAGCAUUUGGAUGGACCUACCCAAUUUCGUCAUUCCARUGCCAGCUAAAGAGGAGCGUGCCGCUGGAGAGCUCAGCGAAUAUGACCUUCAGCAAAUCCGUCGGGGCUAUAGCGGCUUUACGCUAUGAUCAGAUUAAAUGUAUGCCAGUUUCUAUCUGUUUUAUKUGUUAAAUUUAAAUUUAAUUUAUGUAUAACUUGCCGUUAGUCCAGUUCCUGUAUUGAUUUUAAAAUUUGUGUGUUUUAAAWUAAUCUUGUAUUGACUGCGCCUUGAGAAUACUGAUCCCAAAGGUAUUUGAGUAAAAAAUACCAAAAUAUGGUGCAAGUAUAUUCAAUAACUUAUUGGAAAUGCUAAACCGGGCGCUAUAAGGAAUAACAAAAAGUAUUUGAUAAAAGAAAUUUGAAAAAAAAUUUUAAUUAAAAAAACAAAAAUUAAAAAUAAUUGUAAUUCUAAAAUUAAAAAUGUUUAAGAAAACAUUGUAUUUUAAGACGCCAUCCAUAAGUAUCUAUAAAGCAAAUAAACAGCUGGUAGCUUAUGGAAAAAAUAUAAAUUUAUAAUAAAAAUUUCCUACUUUUAAUUGAUUUUAAAUAAAAUAGCCAUUCAAGCUAGCUAAUGAGCAGAAGA